This is a messenger RNA of Diuraphis noxia (Russian wheat aphid), 1236 nucleotides long. It is a transcript of the gene Msp300, whose product is annotated as Muscle-specific protein 300 kDa. NCBI's taxonomy places the organism in Eukaryota, Metazoa, Arthropoda, Insecta, Hemiptera, Aphididae. Gene Ontology annotation, biological process: nuclear migration. The record is from RefSeq and is a predicted model, not a curated record. Gene Ontology annotation, molecular function: actin filament binding. Gene Ontology annotation, cellular component: meiotic nuclear membrane microtubule tethering complex; nuclear outer membrane; cytoplasm.
ACACAAAUCAAAGAUAGAAGCCUAAAAAAUGCAUUAGCAAGUAAACAACAAUAUUUAGAAAAAUUGAAACAAUUUGACGAAGAUAUUACAAAAAAACACAAGGAGAUUUUAGAAAUACAAUCUGAAACUAUUGAAGUUUCACCCAAUGUUAACAGUGCGAUUACUAAUUUAAUAAAAACUUAUCAGAAUGUUAAAACCAGAACAAAGGAAUCAAUAUUAAAGUAUGAAAAUUUUGUAAGAGAACACAAGCAUUUUGAUUCAAGUUAUGAAGAGUUUAUUGAAUUAGUUAAAUGUUUAACAGAAGAACUAAACAAUUACAGUGAAGUUGUUGGCGAUUUAGGACUUCUACAAGCAAGACAAAAGAAACUGUUGUCACUAUCAGACUCAAAAUGCCAACAAAGUGUGCAUUAUGAGUCUCUUAUUAAUAUGGCGGAAAAAUUAUAUGCCCAAACUUCUCCAGACGGAAGAGAAGUAAUUCGCCAAAAUAUGAAGGAUUUGAGAAAUGCAUGGGAAUUAGUGUCAGAGACUUUGCAAUCCAGCUUAAACAAACUUGAUAAUUGUUUAUUGCAAUUUGCUGAAUUUUCUCUAUCACAAGAACAACUGACAAAAUGGCUGAAAAAUAUUGAGCAUGCAAUGCAACAACAUACUGAAACAAAAGCUACUUUACAAGAAAAGAAAGCUCAACUUCAGAACCAUAUUGUUAUCAACCAAGAAAUAUUGUCUCACCAAAAUCUUGUACAAUCAGUGUGUGACAAAGCUCAAGAACUCGUGAAUCAAACUAAAGAUAACACUUUAAACACAUAUUUAGAAUCAAUCAAAAAUCUUUAUGAAAAAAUUGUUACUAAGUCUAAGGAGUUGAUGAAUUCACUAGAGCUUUCUGUUCAAAAUCAUUCUGAAUUCAAUCAAGUUUGUCAGAAACUUAAAUUGAUUUUAAAAGAACAGCGUGAUAAAAUUCGCGAAAAUGAUAGUAUUGCUGCAGAAAAAGACAAUAUUGUUAAGAAACUUAAUAUAUUUAAAGAAAUGAAAACAAUAAAUACAACUGAAAAUGAAUUACGAAAUCAUCUUGGAGAGGUAUUUCAAUUGGUUAGCAAAACAACCACAAAGAAAGGAAUUAAUGUUAUGUCAAAAGAAAUAUCAAGAAUAGAUAGUGAUAAAUCACAAUUAAUAAUACAGCUUGAUACCAUCAUUGAAAAGAUGGAAGAAAUACUGAUUCAAUGGACUGAUUUUGAAAAUUAA